CCAUGGAGGCGGGCUCCAAGCGUGGCGCGGAGUUCUGUGCAGUGGCGUCUGUAGUGGGUUGUGCAGCAUGUCUAGUGCCGGAGGUGAUACCCAGAGGGACGCUGGGAGAAAGGGUACUGCUGCUGCCGCCGGCUCAUUCAGCUUCAGCCCGGAACCCACGCUGGAGGACAUCCGGCGUCUCCAUGCAGAGUUUGCUGCAGAGCGGGACUGGGACCAGUUCCACCAGCCUCGGAACCUCCUACUGGCCUUGGUCGGGGAAGUGGGAGAGCUGGCAGAACUCUUUCAGUGGAAGUCUGAUGCAGAACCUGGCCCCAAAGCCUGGCCCCUGAGGGAACGGGCAGCCCUUCAAGAAGAGCUUAGUGAUGUUCUCAUCUAUCUGGUGGCAUUAGCAGCCCGUUGCCAUGUGGAUCUGCCCCAAGCAGUGCUCUCCAAAAUGGAUACCAACCGGCGACGUUACCCCGUUCAUCUGUCACGUGGCUCAGCCCGCAAGUAUACAGACUUGUCCCAUGGGGCCAUCUCUGAAGACCAGACUAUGGGUCCUGCAGACCUUGCCCAUGAGUCCUCAAGCCAGACCUCAACAUAGAAACAUGGGAUCAGAACCUGCAACUCAGCAUGGCAUGUGAGAAGCAGAGGUGGCCUGGCUACAGAACUUAUUAUAGUCCUUUCCUAACAAAUCAGGGCUGGGUCCCAUUUCCCAGUUUUCAAGGCCCAAGAGCCUCCAGAAGAUAGCCUUCUGGUGUUUUCUCCCCCAAUAAAAUGGUUUUAACUUCUAGAUUCUUCUGAGGUGGCUAGGUAGGCUAUCAGUAGCAUUGCAGAAGGGCACCAGGAGUGUCUCUGAGCCCAGUCCUCACAGUUCUCUAUUUUACCUUCUAUCUGCAGGGCAGUGAUCCAGUUGUUAGUAAAUUCCUACAGGAAUUUCAUGCAAGUCUUCCCACUUCUGGACCUAUAGAGAACAUCAGAGGCUAUAUACAGUGUUGGUUAACCAACAGUUCAUAUUCAGAACCAGGUUCUCUGGGUUCAGAUACUUAGGGGCUGGAUGAUAGUCAUCAUUUUACUUCAUCUCUUGUAAAAAGAAAAUAAUAGCCUAGCACACAGUUUAAAUAACUUAGUUUGUAGUUCUAUUUUGCCUUUUCAACUCAAAGCUUUCAGGGGUCCAUCAGGGACAAAUCAGGGCCAGAUCUCUGAUGUACAGCAGAAGGGAGCUGCUGCUUCUCAUGGGCACCUUCAUAAAAUUGAAGACCACAUAUCAAUUAGGUCAAUUUCUUGUUAUUCAUCUCCAAGUAAAUUACACUGUUGAAUUUGUACAGUUUA
Messenger RNA from Marmota monax (woodchuck), 1311 nucleotides. RefSeq names its product dCTP pyrophosphatase 1 (gene Dctpp1). NCBI's taxonomy places the organism in Eukaryota, Metazoa, Chordata, Mammalia, Rodentia, Sciuridae. Gene Ontology annotation, biological process: nucleoside triphosphate catabolic process. The transcript is spliced from 3 exons. Gene Ontology annotation, molecular function: nucleoside triphosphate diphosphatase activity. The record is from RefSeq and is a predicted model, not a curated record. The coding region runs from base 68 to 583 and encodes 171 amino acids.